Dracunculus medinensis (Guinea worm) is the source of this 2316-nucleotide messenger RNA. The record is from the annotation of a GenBank genome assembly. Lineage: Eukaryota; Metazoa; Nematoda; Chromadorea; Rhabditida; Dracunculidae.
AUGGAGUUGCGGAUGCAGUUAUGCUUCAUCUUCGUAUUCUGUAAUAUCAAUUCAAUUAUUUCGAGAAAAGAUGCUCGCACGGAUAGUAUUUUAGCUGGAAUUGUUAAUGAAUUUAUGACUGAUUCACAGCUUCAACUUAUAAUCGAUCUUGACCUAUUUCAUUCAUUAUUUACUGGUGAAUCAGAAAGAUUUGAGACGAAUCAACUUCUUGGCUAUGUUGAAGAACUGCAGAGGUAUGAUGUGUCGAUUGGAUGCUUAGUGGAUGUUUCACAUUACUUAUGGUCGGCAAUAAAGUACGGUCGCUCACUGAAAGAAAAUGAACGCUGUUCCAAAUGUUUAUGCAAUGGAACUGAUGCCAGAAUUCGGCGAGAAAAUCAGUGGAUUUUUGAUGUACUUGAUGCAAUGGGAAAAGUGCCUGCGGGUAUCCUGGAUGGGAACAAUCUUUGGAUUGGCUCUUGGAGUGUGUGUAGAAAGAUAUCCGUUGUGAAAAAUCGUCAAGGCCAACGAUGGUCAGGACAGUACUGCUUGGCUAGUAUUUAUCCAUUCGAGAAAAACAAUCCAUUUAAAAAUUUCUCGGAUUCCAUUGAAGCAGACAAAAUUGAUAAGCAAUGUUUCACAAUGAUUCCUCUCGUAAAAUAUGGAAUUUGUACACCCGAUUCAUGUACCAAUUAUGAUGUGAAAAAGAUCAUUGAAUUCAUCGAAUCGUUCAGCGAAUAUAAAAUCGUAUGUAAUGUUGAAAUCGAAUGUCGAAAUAAUUUACCACAAAAUCAGCUCUCCCACGACAAAAAUUCAAUCGCUGUUUUUAAAAUAACUGAAAAAUUAAUUCAAGGCUGGUUUGCUGUAAUACUUCUGUCGUUCUCAGUUUAUACGAAUGGUAAGAAUAUCUUGCUUACUAAAAAACGUGAUAAGCAAAUUCAUUGUUUGCAUGGUACUAGAGUUUGCAGUAUGUUGUGGAUUAUACUUGGCCAUACUUAUUAUUAUGUUGCUGCAAGCCUUACAAUGGAUAAUCUUCUAUCUGCAUUAAUUAAAUUUCCCCAAAAAUUCUUUAAUCUAUUAGUUGUUCAAGCGCCGUUGGCCGUCGAUUCAUUCUUCUAUCUCAGUGGUAUGUUAACUUCUUAUCUCUUCCUGGAGAAAUUCUCAGUGCAGGCUGCGAAAGGCAAAUCUAUUUUCUCUAUUGAUAUAUGGUCACUUUUUUAUAUUCAUCGAUACAUACGGUUGACACCGAUAUAUCUAAUAAUAAUGAUAUUGGACGUAACACUGUUCACUUAUGUUUCCGAUGGUCCUUUUUGGAGGCCGAUUGAAUCGAAUUAUUGCCGUCGUAGCUGGUGGACGAAUCUCAUUUAUCUCAACAAUUUCUUGCUGCAAGAUGUUGAAGUUUGCAUGGGUUGGACGUGGUAUUUAGCGAAUGAUAUGCAGUUCCAUCUGUUCGCACCAAUACUUCUGAUAACUCUUUACAAGAAUUGUCGAAUCGGUAUCGCACUGUGUUUUUUACUAAUUCUGGGCUCAUCAAUUAUACAUCUUAUAAUCAUAUUAAUAAACGAUUAUCCGCCAGCGCCGCUUCUUACUUCGAAACUUCAAAUAGUGCAAAAACUUGAAACCUAUUGGCCAGAUGUCUACAUAAAGCCGUAUAUUCGAUGUACUCCAUAUAUCAUGGGAAUACUUAUUGGAUUUGCCUUAUAUAAAUUCACAUUAAAGCCGAAAUUCCCAAGAUGGAAAAUGGCUCUUGGCUGGACUAUUUCCAUAAUAUUUGGCCUAUAUUCGGUUUUCGGACUAUAUGAUUAUGCACGAACGGGUGAAAUUUCGUCAACGCAUCGAAUAUUGUACACACUUUUCGGUCGAAAUGCGUAUGUCAUAAGUAUUGCUUGGAUAACUUUUGCUUGUGCAACUGGAUAUGGAGGAGCAGUAAAUGUGCUUCUAAGUUGGAAGGCAUGGAUACCACUAAGUCGAAUAACAUUCUGUGCCUAUCUUAUACAUCCAAUACUUUUGCAGAUUUAUUACUUAAGUCGACCCCAUCCAUUUCAUCUCACUACAGCUUAUCAAAUGAUGUAUCUGUUUGCUGUUGCGGCUCUAAUGGCCUACUUCUCCGGAUUCUUUUUAAGUUUAGCAUUUGAAGUACCAGUAUCGAUUAGUGAAAACUUCAUUGUCAGUGAAUUAAUGCAUCGACUAGGACGACCAUCGUCAUUAAGGCCAAGUACCACACCAAAUAAACAGCUGCAAAAGACCGAAAAUGUUCAUCUCAUCACAAAAACAGAAACUUGUGGAAAGGAUUUAACAUUAGAAUUAGAACCAAGAGUUGAUGGUACUAAAGACAGUUAA